Molecule: messenger RNA, 860 nt
Organism: Silurus meridionalis
Lineage: Eukaryota; Metazoa; Chordata; Actinopteri; Siluriformes; Siluridae
Gene: gstz1
Product: glutathione S-transferase zeta 1
Biological process (GO): glutathione metabolic process; L-phenylalanine catabolic process
Cellular component (GO): cytoplasm; mitochondrion
Molecular function (GO): glutathione transferase activity; maleylacetoacetate isomerase activity
Source: RefSeq, a predicted model, not a curated record
AAGACCUAAACACCUGGUAAAAAUCUAAACUUGCUUAGUCAUGAAAGAGGAGGAUGUUUUUAAAACUUCUCUUAUUGGCUACUUGGUGAAAGGAUUUUAACCCCUGAAUACUGUGAUCACAACGUUACAUGUCUGUAGAAUAGAAUGGAGACUCCAGGAAAGCCUGUGCUUCAUGGAUAUUUCAGAAGUUCUUGCUCAUGGAGAGUACGCAUUGCUUUUGCCCUGAAGGGUAUUGAAUAUGAUCAAGUACCUGUGAACCUUGUCAAGGAUGGAGGCCAGCAGCUCACAGAUCAGUACAGAGCAGUUAACCCAAUGCAACAAGUGCCUGCAGUCACCAUAGAUGACAUCACCUUGUCCCAGUCACUGGCUAUCAUCCAGUACAUUGAUGAAACCCGGCUGCCACGUCUUCUUCCGGUUGAUCCACAGCAGCGAGCUCAAGUGCGCAUGAUCUCUGAUCUCAUCGCCUCUGGGAUACAGCCUCUACAGAACCUCACUGUGUUGGAGAAAGUUGGUUCUGAAAAGAUACAGUGGGCUCAACAUUUCAUCAACAAGGGAUUCAAGGCCCUCGAGUCCAUUCUGAAGCAGACAUCUGGAACAUACUGUUUUGGCAAUGAGAUAUCAAUGGCUGAUAUUUGUCUUGCACCCCAAGUCUACAAUGCUGAAAGGUAUAAAGUGGACCUCGAUCAGUAUCCCACAAUCAAGCGGAUAAACCAGACUCUAAUGGAGAUUGAGGCCUUCAAAGUCAGUCAUCCGUCCUGUCAGCCUGAUACACCUGAUCAAAUGAGAGCAUAAAUGUCAAUUUUAAGCAUUGUUGUUCACUUGGCAGCAGCAAAGAUUAAAGCAUUACCAAAUUAACUUCA